Molecule: messenger RNA, 3517 nt
Organism: Chenopodium quinoa (quinoa)
Lineage: Eukaryota; Viridiplantae; Streptophyta; Magnoliopsida; Caryophyllales; Amaranthaceae
Product: C-terminal binding protein AN-like
Exons: 10
Coding region: 417-3245 (942 amino acids)
Biological process (GO): microtubule cytoskeleton organization
Molecular function (GO): NAD binding
Source: RefSeq, a predicted model, not a curated record
GGCAAUUUUGGCAAACCAAGUGAAUUUUGUGGGCUUUAUGUAGUAAUUUGUGGGCGAUGUUUAACAAAUCCCUUUCCUUUUCCCUCCUCCUAACAUAAAGGAAGAAGUAAAAAAAAAAAAAAAAUCAAAAAAAAAAAUUAAAAUAAUACGGUAAUUUAAAAAAUAAAAAAUAAAAAAAUCUCAUCAACUCCAAUGUUAUAUGGAGUACAAAUAAUCCAUUCCUACGAAAACUCUCACUCCAACCAUCAUUCGUCGUCUUCCUUUCCAUCCUUUUCCUCUUCAUUUCUUCUCCCUCCUUUUCCUCAACAAAUUUCCUCCUAAUUCCCAACAAAACCCUAAUCAUGUCCCCAAUUCUCUCUCAAUAAUCCACAAUUUCCCCCAAUUAAAUCCACCCCAAUUUCGUUUCAUCUUCUACAAUGGAUCAUCAAUCGUUAACUGGGUCAACAACCCUCUCAAUCGUUUCUAAACCAAAGGUUUACCGUCUCAUGAACGGUGGUUGCGCCGGCGGAGGUGGUGGUGGUCCCCCUAAAUCACCGCCGUCAAUCUGGUUCGAAAUCCGGUUGUUCUACGUUCGUAUUGCACCUUGCGCCAUUGACGCCGCACCAGAUUACCUCACCCUCCGACAUCUCCGCGAUGAGCUCGGUGUUUCCCUCGAAAUCAAUGGAAAUCGUGUUCCUGCUUCUGAAACGGCGUCGUCUACGCUUCGAAGAGAUCGUGUUGACAGAGAAUCGUCCGAGGUUACAUAUGUUAGCACCGACAACGUUAAGAUCUCCGGCGGCGUGGAGUUCGAGGUUUGUGAGAUGGAUAAUUUGCUACUUUGUGGGUCCUUUGGAAGGUUCGAGAAUGAGUGGAGAAUGGAUUGUUAUGCCGGCGGUUCGUCGCCGUCUUCGUCGUCGGCAUUCUUUCAGCCGAAAUUAGGGAUUUCGUCGCCGUCGAUUGAGGUUUAUGUUGCCGGAAGAUGGUCGGAUACGCCGGUGAUAUUGACGAAGAUGAUGAACUUCAGUCCCCGGAGAAAGUCGCCGAGAUAUAGCACUUUGGAUGCGAUUCCUGAAGUUUCCGAUGAGACUGAGAAAGAUCAGAAGAUUGUUGCUGUUAAUGGUUUGAUUCACCGGAAAUUACAGAUCACUGAGGCUGAAGAUGAGUAUGAAGCAGAGGGAAAAUUGAUUCACAAUUGGUAUCCGGAUGAGGUUUAUGAAGGGGAGGAUGGCCAACUCACUUGGUUCAAUGCUGGAGUAAGAGUUGGUGUUGGUAUUGGUCUUGGUAUGUGUUUAGGAAUUGGUAUUGGUGUUGGAUUACUUAUGCGAUCGUAUCAAACCACCACCAGGAAUUUCAGGAGGAGCACUAACGUUCGGCCCAAAUCGACGGCCCACCACCACAACAAGCCCACAUCACCAAUCCCCUUAGUCGUAACCCUAAACUGCAUCGAAGACAACGCUUUAGAACAACACUCCCUCGCCGGAGUCGCCGCCUUCGAACACGUCGGCUUAAGCCGAUUAGCCGACGGUAGAAUCGAGUCAGCCGCCGCUGUUCUCCUCCACUCCCUCGCGUUCCUCCCACGCGCCGCCCAACGCCGGCUUCGUCCAUGGCAGCUUGUUCUCUGCCUCGGCUCUUCCGACCGAGCCGUCGAUUCUGCUUUAGCCGCCGAUCUUGGACUCCGGCUUGUCCACGUCGAUGUUUCGAGGUCUGAGGAGAUCGCUGAUACUGUUAUGGCUCUUGUUCUAGGGCUUUUGCGACGGACGCAUCUGUUGUCGCGGCAUUCUCUGUCUUCGUCUGGGUGGUUGGGUUCUGUGCAACCGCUUUGUCGGGGGAUGCGACGGUGUCGUGGGUUAGUGCUUGGGAUUGUUGGGAGAUCUGCGUCUGCUUCAUCUUUGGCUAUCAGGAGUUUGUCUUUUAAGAUGAAUGUGCUUUAUUUUGAUGUUUCCCAGGCUCAAGUAAGCAGGUCGAUUAUAUUCCCUCCUGCUGCCAGGAGAAUGGAGACACUUAAUGAUUUAAUGGCUGCAAGUGAUGUGAUCUCUCUCCAUUGUGCUUUGACAGACGAGACUGUCCAGAUUAUUAAUGCUGAAUGCUUGCAGCAUAUCAAACAUGGUGCAUAUCUGGUGAACACUGGAAGCAGUCAGCUUUUGGAUGAUUGUGCGGUGAAGCAGCUAUUGAUCGAUGGAGUCCUUGCUGGCUGUGCACUGGACGGUGCUGAAGGGCCACAAUGGAUGGAAGCAUGGGUUAGGGAGAUGCCUAAUGUAUUGGUACUACCACGAAGUGCAGAUUACAGCGAAGAAGUAUGGUUGGAGAUAAGAGAAAAGGCCAUUUCUAUAUUGCAAACUUACUUCCUUGAUGGUGCUGUUCCAAGUAGUGCUGUUUCUGAUGACGAGGACGAGGAAAGCGAAAUAACCUUUGAGAAUGAGCAAUCUGAUAAGCAUGACAGAGAAAGACUGCCGCAGAGUCCAGUUCUUGAGUGUCUGACAAUUGAUAACUUAGCGACGCCAGAAAGUUCCCAUAGAAAAUCUUCAUCUGCUCAAUUAGAUUCUCCUAGCCAGCCUCAGGUUUCAGGUUUGUCUCCAAAUAACUCUGCUCAAUCUGAAACGAAGCGUAGUAGAUCAAGCAAAAAGGCUAAAAAGAGACAUGCUCGCCAAAAGUCCCAACAUAAAAUUGAGGACAUCGUAGAAAAAGAGAGUACUUCACAGCAGGAAGAUGAUGAUGCUAUGAGCGGUACUGAGCAAGUUCAAAGCUAUGGUUCCAGGUGUGCUUCACCAGAAGACUCUAGGAGUAGGAAAACAUCGAUAGAAUUGGUGCAAGAAUCAUCAUUGGACUUGUUUCAGAAAUCAGGCAAGAGCACUAGUCGGAAAUCUGCAGAGCUACUUAAAGAUGGUUGUGUUAUAGCCUUACAUGCUAGGGAACGCUCUGGGCUGCAUGUCUCAAGACAAAGGGUAAAGGGAGGUGGUUGGUUCCUGGAUACAAUGCAUAGUGUUACCAAAAGAGAUCCUGCAGCUCAGUUUCUUGUUGUUUUUGGAAGCAAGGAUACAAUUGGAUUGCGAUCUCUUGCAGCUGGUGGGAAAUUGUUGCAGAUAAAUAGAAAGAUGGAAUUUGUAUUUGCCAGCUACAGCUUUGAUGUAUGGGAGAGUUGGUCAUUAGAAGGUCCUUUGGAGGAGUGUAGAUUGGUUAAUUGUAGAAAUACACAGGGUGUUCUUGAUGUGCGAAUCGAAGUUUUGGCUUCUGUAGGAGAAGAUGGAGUGUUGCGUUGGCUAGAUUAGGUUUGCAGAGCUGAUGAAAAUGUUGGUUGUCAAAUUACUCGUAUUAGGUUGCUUAUAAUUCAACACGGCUUGUAACUUUGUAUAUCUUUCAGUACUAUGUACCUCAUCAGCAUUUAGUGUGUUAUUCUGUUAGAAGUGUUAGCAUUGUGCCGGAGAUUUUUUCGAGUUUAUGUUGAACGUUCAUUUUGAUCGGCAAACCAUCAAAUUGAGUUGAUCCAAUUUUGUAUUGGAAAAGAGAAGAAAUAUUUCGUGUAUCUUAUGGCCAAUUCGCC